UAUCUGAUAACGUGCGCUGGCUGUUGGCAAGGUACGAACUCGUACAUGUGACAUGCACUGCCGAGACCGGCUGGCGUAAUUAUCCAACCAACAAGAUAUGAAGUGAUUCCAUUUUUCAGAUCAGUCCUUGGCCAGCCGGUAGCCCAAACCCAUCAUCGAAUCAAAGGGUAAAAAGACCAAAAAUCAGUUAAUCAUGGAAAAUUCUACAGGCAAGCCAGCAGCAGCAGCGCCCGAGGGCAUCGCUGGGGCCCGCAACGAGGCGGCCCUGCUGUCCCUGAUGGAGAAGACCGGCUACGACAUCGUGCAGGAGAAUGGCCAACGUAAAUUCGGCGGGCCCUGCCCAGGCUGGGAGGGCCAGCCGCCCGGCCGAGGCUGCGAGGUCUUCGUGGGCAAGAUUCCCCGGGACCUGUUCGAGGACGAGCUGGUGCCGGUCUUCAUGAAGGUGGGCAAGAUCUACGAGCUGCGGCUCAUGAUGGACUUCAGCGGCAACAACCGCGGCUACGCCUUCGUCAUGUACACCAACCGGGAAGACGGCAAAAAGGCCGUCAAACAGCUCAACAACUACGAGAUCCGCAAAGGCCGCUACCUGGGUGUCUGCCCCAGCGUGGACAACUGCCGACUCUUCGUGGGCGGGAUCCCCAAGAACAAGAAGAAGGAGGAGAUCCUGGCUGAGAUGGCCAAAGUCACCGACUACGUGGUGGACGUGAUUGUCUACCCCUCGGCUACGGACAAGACCAAGAACCGGGGCUUCGCCUUCGUUGAGUACGAGAACCACCGGGCGGCCGCCAUGGCUCGGCGGAAGCUCAUACCGGGCAGGAUCCAGCUGUGGGGACAUCAGAUCAUGGUGGACUGGGCUGAGCCGGAACGAGAAGUGGACGAAGACAUCAUGAAAACGGUUAAAAUCCUGUACGUGAGGAAUCUCAUGCUCCACACCAGCGAAGAGACCGUCCAGAGUGCCUUUGGUAAAAAAGUCAAGGAGGGCGCCGUGGAGAGAGUGAAGAGGAUGAAAGACUUCGCCUUUGUUCACUUCCAGACUCGGGAGGACGCCUGUCAGGCGAUGAAAGACAUGAACGGAGAACAAAUUGACGGCUCCACCGUUGAGGUGGUCUUUGCCAAGCCGGCUGAGAAGAACCCCCUGGCGCGGUUCCCCCGGGCCGGGGCAGGCAGGGGAUACAUCCAGCCCGGGGCCUACGGCUACGGGGGUGCGGCCUACGAGCAGCCGUUGGCCGUCCAGCAAAGCCCGCCCUACUACCAGCCCUACAGCAACACUGGGGGUAUGAAUGGGUUCGGCAACGCUGGACGAGGUGGCCUGGCCGCACGUGGGUCCUUCUCCCCCAGGGGUCGUGGGCGUGGUGCCGCUGGCAUGCGAGGGGCGGGAGGCAUGCGCAGCUACGGUGGGCUUCAAGCCGGUGGCCGCGGUGGCUACGCCCGGUACCUCGACGGCCGGAAACCAGCUGAGUCAAGGCUUUACGAUAUUAUCCCCGGAAUGGAACUGACACCCACCAACCCAGUAACCCUCAAGCCGCAGAAGAGUUUUGUCCAGAUAUUAGAGGAAGAGUGUACCAAACACAACUGGGGUAUACCCACCUACACACUGCUGUCCAGCCGCAGCCCACAAAAUGAUGUCCAGCUCUUUGUCUACAAGGUCCAAAUCCCUGCCUUGGCCCAGAGCUACCCGGCCGGCCUCCAGCCCACCAAGCUCUGCACUAGCGUAGAGGACGCCAAGUCCCUGGCCGCUGAGCACGUCCUCUCCACCACGGGCCUGCCCUUAGAUGGCACAGACAGCGUUUCCACGACUACCAUUGUCACCUCAUCCUCCCCCACCGGCUCAGGCGACUACAUCGCCCCCCACCACCCCCAGGGGGGACCGCCCCCGCCGCCGCCGCCUCAUCCCAACCCCCAUGGGAUGUCGAACGGUGUGGCCAUAACGACUGCUUACCAGCAGACGUAUGUCGGUGUCCCCAUCACCUCGUCACCUCCCGUCCUAAUGACACCAGGUGGUGAUGCACCGGACAGCCCACAGUUCAGCUACGGCGGAUACCAUGGCCACGCCUAUGCCCCUACCUCCCCAAACGAAGUCUACCAGGCUCAGUAUUGAUCUAUGAUUGGCAAAAACAGAAAUCAAUGCAUUGAUCGCCGAGUGAUUUAAUCAGUACGGAUUGCUCAUCAAAUUCAAGAUAUCUACAUGUACUCGUAUACAUUUGCGCAUCAGAUUGAUAUAGAUGGUAUUAGAUCAGAAAUUUUAGAAAAGACAAUUGAUGUUAAAAAUCAAUACCCUACUUCACAAGGAAGCACUACUGUUAUCAACAUUGCUAUCGAUGAAAAAAAAAUCAAUGUAUCUGUCCAUAUGUUGUACCCAGUGAGUAAGGCCACUUGUGUCGAUUUCAAUCACAAGGUUUAAGAAUUUCUGCAUGGUGGGCCUUGUUAAACAAGUAAAUUUGAUGCAGAGUAAACAGAACUAUCGAGAUUGUGGACUUGGUUAAAAGUCCUGUAGAUUUGUAUGAAUACAGAUAAUCAUUUGAUUAUUCCUUAGCUUCAUGCUAAGGAGGUCGUUCACUCUUAGGGUGGUAGCGUUUUAGUCAUCUGGAGCGAUGUGCGCUCCAGAUUAUACAGUUGGAGCUUAUACCAAAGACAAAGAACUUUUCUCUCUUUUUUUUGGUCAACUUGACCAAAGAACAUUGCUGACAAAACCUGCAAUUCUGGGGGAUACCUGAGCAUCAUCAGGAGUCAUCGUUUCAUUAUGGAAAAAGAAACUGUCAGCUUUCCUUCACUGCCAAAAAAUACCCCCGGUUUCCUACCGUAAUUCCAAAUCAUUCCUGGUUUGCUAAAUCACAUUACUUUGAUUGGCCAGCUCUGGCAUCUCUGGUGUGUGGGGGAAUUCCCCCCCAAAUGGAUCAGAUUUGGUGUACAGACUACCAGAUUGUAGGAUAGGGGGGGGUUGUAUGUCAGCAGUUUAAAACUGUUGAUUCGCUUAUUCUUGAGAUUUUUAUUCUUGUAUAUUUCGGCUGUUUACUUUGUUUAUCGUUUCCUUUCUCUCCAGAGAUCAUCUAUCCUUACCAUAGUUAAUAGUGUUUAACUUGGAUUAACUAGUACUGUAGGAUUACAUUAAUUAGCUUUUGUGACAUAUUGAACUGUUAGAUGAGUUGCGAAUGAUGCCAAAGCUGAACUUUAUGUCAAGCAGGUUUUGCGCUUUUCUCUUUUUUUUUAAACAAGUUGGUGAGUUGACUGUGUAAGGUUUGAUUUGACUUUUUGGGUGGAGCAAUUUUUCAGGUUUUUGAAUAUUUCUUGUUGAAUGACCUUGUUACAUUUUUAUGUUUUUGUGUGUUCUGCUUCAGCGAGGAGACAAUUCAGACAUUAAGAUUCCCUUCCUAAAUAUUGUUUUGCGGAUUAGACACGUGUUGAUAAGAUUUUUCUCUUCACCCGAAGUAUCUUCAUGAAUUCCGUCAUUUCAUUCAGUACAUCGUAGUUGCUGGUAGCUUUUUCCAUAAGUUUCAUGACCGUGAAUUUUGUUUUGAGUUAUAUUAAUUAUGCAUGCACAUUAAUUUCAUUUUGUUUAUUUCUCUCUUUCCGUGCCAUGUCGUAAGUACCAAAGUAACUUGUCGUUAUACCUUCACUGAGUUUGAACAGCAAUUGUAGAUCUGGCGUUAAGGAGCUGAUCUGUACCUGUGAGAUGUGAUGAUUUUACUUAGUUCCAAUGCAGUUGAAGUAUUACGGUUCCGGAGGUUUUUUUUUUUUGUAUCAAGAAAUUCUUUCCCGAUCCCGAAGCAUCGUCACUUUUUAGAGGGUUGUUGGUGUGUGUUUUGCAAAAGAAGUGUUUUAAGAUUGCAUGGAAAUGAAAGAUGCACAUUUUAAAGACAGGAAAGCCUACACAAUCGUAUAUGGUAGCAGAUUAGAAAAAUCUUGGGAUUUAUUUGAGACGUGCAGGCAGUUGAGCAGGUGAGGACUUAGAUUAGGAGGAAUUUGGUAAGUACGUGUAAACCCAGUAAAAAAGCUACCAAAAAAAGAAUCUCCAAUAUUUUAUCAUCCUUUUUACCAAGGGGGGUGACUGCCAAUGAACUCUCUGUGCUUUAGGGUGACUCCUGCGGGCUGGAUAGGUAUGGGCAGCCUAACGAAACAAAGUUUCAUCGGAAGUAAAUAGCCCCAUAAAAAUUAUUCUGGGGGGAAAUAAGUUGAGCAAAAUACGACAUCUGGAAAUGAGGCCAGAAAGUCAGGAGGCAAUUUUUAGAAGUGUUGAGGAUCACCCGUGAAUUCCGAAAUUUGUUAAUUUCAAAAUUCUUAACCAAAAAAGACAUUAUCCGGAACCAGCAAGUCCACAUACAGAUUUGUUUUCAUAUGUAUAUCUUUCCAGAGUUCAUUACGUGGUAGAACAGUGCCCAGCUAACGUUUACUGAAAAAAUCCCAAAGGUCGCAGUAUCUAGGUUGUACAGAAAAAUCCACUCUGUCAUUAUGAGUGAAGUAUUGGUGCCCACAACUUGUAGAACACAUUUAAAAUUCCAGUGCCUUAUGAAGGAUACAUCAGUGACUUCCAUUUUAUCAUUUCAAACAAAGAUGGUGAUGGAGUCUCAUAUUGCAAGGUCAGAGGCCAGAUGACGAGUUGGGCUUGCCAUCAAGUGCCGUAAGGCCAUAAAGAUUUGUCGUUUUGAAUGUGUUGAACUGUGACGCAAGUGAAAGAAAAGUAACCGUACUUUUAACCUGUUUCCUGACAAACACUGAGAAAGUGGACCUGCUGGUUUCCCUGUUUGCCUAUACUCUUGUCAUAUACGAGUGUGCUAACGUGUCGAUAUUUAUAUAUGCAAAGUGUUUAUUAUACAUAGCUUAUAGCACAAAGUUCCUGACCACUUUCUGUAUUGAGAAUUUUAAACAGAUGCGCCCCCCCCUGGGGGGCUGGUCGGCACUUGCUGAAAUGUACAUUCAACUUGCAACAGUAGUAUUCGCGUCAUCGACAAGAGUGCACAAGACCAAGCGUAUAACACCUGGAAAUGUUUUAUUUUUUCACCAGUUCUCGCUGUAAAGCCCUUUUAUCUUUGUACAAAAAAAAGGAAAGGAAAUCAACUCAUCUUUUUAAUGAAAGAAGUUACAGUACUGUUGUUGCCAAACAAUGUUGUGUGUUUGACUAGCCACGAAACUGCCACCAAAAGAGAAGAGUGUUUUUUGUUUCGUUUUAGAAAAACGUAUAUGCAGAGUUGGUUAUUAAGUUGAUGUUAUGGAGGAAUUUUUGGGGUUUUUUUUUUUUUCCUUGUUAGAAGAGGCUUUGGUUCUACGUUUUAGGGGUGUGGGUCUCCAAGAGAGUGUUGCCCUUUUGCCCAGGUUAAAUGUGGGCUGUGUGCACAUCUGCAGAGUGGUCUAAAAUGCCUGAUUGAUUGGGGUAGUCACGGAUACUUGCCUGCCGUCCCUGCUGGGUGCAUUUCCAUGCAUGGCUGCCAUGCUGUUGUGCACAUUCAGUUGAAAAAUGCAUGAUGAUCUAGUGGUGAUGCACUACCAGAAAUCCUCCUCUGCAGUUUGUGCAUGAAGCCCACGGUUCAGAGGGCAGGUAUUGUCAUAAAUAGCUGAUGGUCGUCUUUCCCUUCAACUACAUGUAGCUUCAAACAUCUCACCCAGCUUGGAACACCACAUAGCGAGUUGCAUUAUUUUAAAACACUUCAAUUUCUCUCUGCUGAUGUUAUGGUUAGCAUUUCAGUUUACUUUACAGCUUUUCUAAGGGAUGUUUUUAUUAAAAAAGUCACAAAAAGGAAAAGAACAAAAAAACUGAAUAAUGUAGACUUCCAGUCGCAUUCCAACAAAUUAAAUAUGAAUUAUUCAUUCUUCAGACUUGAUGAAUAUUCAUCAGUGUAACGAUUAGCUGUCUCAGGCUAUGGAAAUUCAUAUGAGAGGCAUAGAUUCCAUGAACUAUUAUCCACAGCACCCAAUCACAGAUUGACUUUGCGACUCCUGAAAUUCCAUGAUUCAUUUGCAUAUCAUGAAUAUGCAUGUUGAGAGUAUUCCCAAUAUACUUAGAUAUUCGUAGAGUUUGUACGAAAGGCUUUGCCUGGAACAGUUGUGAAAUGAGCAGGUAUUUAUUUGAGUAAGAGCGCAUUUCCUGCAUAUUUAAGUUUUGCAAUCAUGUAAAGACUUGCUCCAGUCUCACUGAAAAAGGAAAAAAAGAUCAACUCACUUUUUGAGUAUUUAAAGACUGCACUUAUCACCGAGGUUCUGUCAUUACUGCGAGAAGAUGUUGCCUUAUUCAUGUGAAUUUAUGUUUAGGUUUCCAACUUGCUAUACAAACCCUAGUUCACAGGAACAGGGCCUGUAAGGCAAGUAAUUAGCCUUCAAAAGAAUGUUUGUACAUUCUAUAUAAGGUAAUGACGUUUAUCUGAAAGGAAAUUUGAACAUAAAUUGGUACAAGAGUUGGGCUUGUGGACGUACAUGUACAUAGAACAUGAUUUUUGGUAUGAAAGAAGUCAUGUGAGUUUGAACGGAGUGAAUAUUUUCGGCUGCACUGUCCAGCAGGUUAUCACUGUUCCAUGCAGAAUUACAUGCAUCGUGAGGGUAACUUUUAUUAGACGGUUCACAUGUUUCUUGACCAGCUCUGUUUUGUUACCCUGAACCCCCUUGGUCAGAAUUUUGGCAGGUUGAUUGUUUGCAGCCAAUCAGAAAGUAUAUCUCUGGACAGGGCAGCCGGGACUGCACAGGGCUCUAACUGAACCUUGGCUUUUCAUAUCCAAAUAUGGACAUUUGGCUUCCAGAAGUCAAAGGCUUUGGAGUGGAUUCUGAAGUCGAUGAUGAUCUGAAUGUUAGAAACGGAGCCGAGGUUUGAAAAAAAGGCAAUUUAGUGGAGCUCUGUGUGUUGUUUUGGAAAAAGAGUCGGAUAAACUUUGCACUUGCAUUGGAAUUAAUUGAACGACGUUUAAACUGUUGACGCUGUACGUAGAGAUAUUUUCAAGUUGUUGAAAUUCUUGGAGUAGUUGUACUGUAGGUUUUCUUGCAGUUUAUUCUAGUUGUGAACUAGCAGCUUAGGAUUAGAGAAUUCAAAACAUUACUAUCAAUCUGUAGGGGUUUUAUGUUGAAAUGUUCGUACCGUUUAUGGCAGUUUGUUGCAUCGAUUAGCGGUGAAGACAAGACAUUGCUGAAAAAUGGGUUUGAUCUGCAAGGGCUUUACCGGGCUCAAAAAUAGGUUUAUCGUCACUCAAAACAAACAUGACCUAAAAUAAAUUGUGGUUUUGUGGAUGGUGUGCCAAAGAAUCUUUAAAACUUCAAGCACCUGUUUUUUCUCUGUGCUUGUAACGUUUAAAGCAUUGUAGCUAUUUUUAUUAAGGAAAAAAAGAUAUAUAUUAGUUUUAAGAGAGUUUUAAGUUUAUAAGUAUGUGAGUGAAAGGUUUGCAAGUUUUGUUAGAAUCCAACUACUGUUUUAUGUGCUCUAGUUUUUUUCAUUGGUCUGCACAGUAAACAGCAGUUGGGUGCUAAAGCUCCGCCUACUCAGGUGUUUUCUAUUUUUAUAUGGAGUCCUGGGGGACCAAUCCAGGCCUGCGUUACUCUUAUCACACGUUCAGACAGUGUCCAAGAUAUCUGUCGGAGAAGAUAAUUCGCUGAAUUUUGUUUGUAGGAUGAUGUAAUACGUGAGCAUCCUUAGGUGCCGACAAAAAAAAACACGGAUAAAAAGUGAGUUGCCGUGGCAAUCAACGAUGAACUAGAAAAGGUGACGUGCAGACAUAUAGAAAAUACCUGAUAGUGUUAAUUCUUAUGGAGGCAAGUUUUUCAUGUUGGUACAAAUAUAAUGUAUUGUUUGAUGUAGAAAAACUGGCUUGGAAACAAAGCCCCCGCAUCGUGCCUUGUGACAUCACUUAAUUUUUUAAGUGGUGUGAAAACAUGUCUUUUUUGCAAGUGUGAUUCAAGACGAAAUUUUGUCCUGAAUAUGACACGUGACCAGUCAAUAUUGAAUUCAAUAUCAUUUUGUCCAUGUGUCUAGUGAGACCGAGGCAGAUGUGACGUUCGCAAGGUUGGUGUCUUUGUAAUGUAACUUAAAAAAUUGGUUGCUCGCGUUUCGUGUAUUGAUUUGAUCAUUUCUGUGAAAGCCAAAUAUGCAAUGCAUCGUUGCCCAAGAAAUAGUCACACAAAACUGUGAGCAGAAAUUCAGGACAACUUGCACACGACAGCCAAUUUUGGACAACCGUCAUCACAGACACCACUGUGGUUGUUGAAGAAAUGUCCGUCAGUUUUGUUGCUGGUUACGAUAGACCAAAACACCUUACAGCUUUAGUGUGUUCAUACUCGCCAGCUAUGUGUGAAACAAGGUUUUACUCUCUGUUGAAUGUUAGAGGGUUUGUGUGGCUGCCAUCUUGCUGGCCAGUGCUUUUGUUCCACGGGGUAUGCACAAAGGAAGUUACCGUGUGGAGCAAAAGAACUGCCCUGCAAGAUGGCUACCAUGCAAAGCCUCUGCUCUUCAGUAUUUACUGGUCCAUGCCAUUGAAAGGGGAGAUUUGACAUUUUUUGAAAAAGGAAAAUAAAGUGAUUUGAGCAGUUCACGUAGCAGUUCUCUUUAGCAGAGCCCCGGGAAAUUGUAAUGCAGCCUGAAGCAAAAGAACACGAACAAACAAUCACAAACAAACAAUUGAAGCAUGAAAAAUCCACAGAUUUAGAAAUAACGGCGGAAGUGGAGGUGUUUUUAACGUAAGCGUUAAGUGCGAUUCAAGUUUUUUUUUCAGUUGGAAGUUUUUUGGACAAAAAAUUUUUGGAAAAAAAAAAAUGAGUGUUGUAAAUCAGGUUUUAUGCCCUGUUGUAGUGGUUAUUGAGGUUAUUACCAUCAUCAUCACCAUCAUUCCAUCAUCAAUAAAUCAUCCAAGAAUUAUUGAAA
Messenger RNA from Acanthaster planci (crown-of-thorns starfish), 8827 nucleotides. RefSeq names its product APOBEC1 complementation factor-like. The record is from RefSeq and is a predicted model, not a curated record. NCBI's taxonomy places the organism in Eukaryota, Metazoa, Echinodermata, Asteroidea, Valvatida, Acanthasteridae. Gene Ontology annotation, molecular function: RNA binding.